Messenger RNA from Drosophila novamexicana, 1339 nucleotides. RefSeq names its product elongation factor Ts, mitochondrial (gene mEFTs). Gene Ontology annotation, biological process: mitochondrial translational elongation. The record is from RefSeq and is a predicted model, not a curated record. Gene Ontology annotation, molecular function: protein binding; translation elongation factor activity. Gene Ontology annotation, cellular component: mitochondrial matrix. NCBI's taxonomy places the organism in Eukaryota, Metazoa, Arthropoda, Insecta, Diptera, Drosophilidae. The transcript has 3 exons. The coding region runs from base 299 to 1246 and encodes 315 amino acids.
GUUUAUUAGUUAUUGUUUAAUAACGCGCCGCAACGCGUUAACUUUGACUUUGUUACUAUUUCGGGGGCACAGCCGGUGUCCGAACAUACCAACGAGUUGAAAACAAAUGCAAAUUACAGGCACUUACAUAUAAAUUGAGAUUGAUUUAACAAACUCAGUAGCAAACAAAUCAACGUCGCCCUUGGCAGCAGGCUAAGCGCAACAAGUAACCAUUAUACAUUUUAAACCUAGAACCCAUUAGGCACACAAACUGUAAACAUAUAAAUUUGUAAAAAAAAAAAAAAAAAACCAAAAAAAAAUGUUACUACAAAAAUUUUGUGCCCGCGCUCUGCACACCACGCGCCAACUGUGCAGCGCUGGCGCUGGCCUCGAGAAGAGCGCGUUGUCUACGCUGCGCAAGAAGACCGGCUACACAUUCGCCAACUGCAAAAAGGCGCUCGAAUUGCAUAACAACGAUGUCAAGCAGGCAGAGAAAUGGCUGCACGAACAGGCGCAAUCACUUGGCUGGUCCAAGGCCACCAAAUUGUCGGAUCGCAUCACAACACAGGGCCUGGUCGGCGUCCUGGUAAGCGGCAAUCGUGGUGCCAUGGUGGAACUCAACUGUGAAACGGACUUUGUGGCACGCAAUGAUACCUUCAAGCGUUUUGUCGAUCACGUGUCACGCAUUGUUCUGCACUAUACGGAUCUCACCGAGUUCGAUGGUGAUCUAUGGAAGCUUGGUUUCGACUCGGAUGCCCUAAGGAAUCUAGAGACGCCGCAGGGCGGUUCUCUAGCCGAUCAUUUGGCGUUGCUCAUUGGCGCGAUGGGCGAAAAUGCCAGCAUUAGGCGCGCUCUCUGCUUCAAGGUCAACAACGAUUUGCGGCUAGCGGGUUAUGCGCAUCCGGCGCCCACCAACGUUAGCACCACACAAAAUAUAACACAAGUGGGCAAAUAUGGAGCUAUUGUCGCGUUUCGUUCCCAGCUAGAGAUCGAUGAUCCGGAAGUCCAGAAGGGUAUAUGCCAGCAAAUUGUGGGCAUGAAGCCAAUCAAAAUAGGCGAAUACGACAAGGACAUGCCGGCAGAGAACAAAGACGAUGAAACGUGUCUCAUCCAUCAGGAGUAUCUGCUGGAUGCCGAUAAGACGGUUGGUGAAGUGCUCAGAGAUAAUGGCAUCAGCAUUAUUGACUAUCAUCGUUUCGAAUGCGGGGAACAAACGCAGCGCGACCUCAAAGAGAUUAUGCGUGCCCAGCAGCAGAACAGCAACUAAACCAGAUCCUGGACGUAGUAUACAAAUUUGUUGUACAUCUUUUCUGUUAAUUCCCAUAUACUGGCCCAAACUAACGAAAUUCGGAAGAACAAA